Prunus armeniaca (apricot) is the source of this 1839-nucleotide messenger RNA. NCBI's taxonomy places the organism in Eukaryota, Viridiplantae, Streptophyta, Magnoliopsida, Rosales, Rosaceae. The record is from the annotation of a GenBank genome assembly.
AUGGGGGUGCCGAAGGAAAAUUUGUUCGGUGUCGACUAUCUUGGGCCGAACAAGAUUACCGAGCGGGAGAUUGCCAAAUAUCGAGCGGAAUACCGCAUUCCGGACUCGGUUCGAAUGAGGAUCCCGGGCCCUACAGAAUCCCUUAGCAAGCCGAAGGACGGUGAGGUGGUUUUCUUUACCGACGUCCUUGUUCAAGGCGUUCGGCUGCCGUUGCAGCCGGCGGUACAGAGGAUUUUGGCUCAGAUCGGCUAUGCUCCGGGGCAAUUUAACCCGAACUUCUGGGUGGCCCUCAUGGGAGUGAUAACGGCCUUCGGCAUGGCCGGUGAAGGGUAUCCAUCCUACGAGCAGUUCUCGCACCUAUACAGUAUCACUAAGUCCAAGUGUGCCGAUCACGGUGGAUGGGUGCAGGCGAACUGUCUCAAGGCUACCGAGCGUGGCCACUUUGUUAGCUGGGUACCGACUUCUCAGAAGUCAUGGAGGAAUCGGCGGGUGCUCCUUUCGGGUGACUGGGAGUCGCCUUCGGGACAGCCUGUCCGAUUUUCAAUUCCCAGAACAUUCCAAAUAGCCGCCGAUCGCAACGCAAGCAGAGAUUCAGCAAGUGGAGAGGGUGAAGAGCAAGGUCCCUACCGAGAAGAGGGUGUAUCCGCAGUUUCUCUUCACCGCCAACUGAUCCAAGCUCAGCUGGUCGAUCCUACCGAGAUGACGGAAGAGAGGAGAGCUGCCGAGGCUAAGAGGAUGAAUGAGUCCUCCAAGCGGCGUCUCAUGAUGGGCUUCCAGGGGAAGAAAAAGAAAAGCCAGCAGCAAGAAACGGUACUGGCGUCCUCGGUAGAAGCCGACCGCGAGGACCAAACCCUGGCUGACCGUCUCCGCCAACUCAACGCUGACUCGGCGCAGGCUGGGGCGGCUGCGGUCGUCCGUCUCCAGGCCGAGUGUUCCUACGAGGGGACCUCCUCCCGAGCGGCCGGCAAGCGGCCGUUCACCGUCGACCUGGAUGCCGAACCUGCCCGAAGCGCGGGCGGCAGACUGAGCCUCCUCGGGCCAUCUUUGCCGCUGAUAACGACGAGGAGCCUGCCAACCCCGUCACCUUGGCCUGUUCGUCGAAGACGGUCAGUUUGCGAACCACAUGAUCCUUGGUUCGCAAAUGGAGCUUACGAGAUCGAAGAGCUGCCGAAGAAGCUCCUUCGGGAGGAGGCGGGUCGCGCUUUCCGCUUUCAAGCUUCGGCCUCGAUGGAUAUGUGGCUGUGCGUUAAGCAAGCCAUCAAUGCUGCCGAGAAAGCGAAGAAGGCCUACGAGGACGGUAGGGCCAGGGUUGCCGAGGCUGGCAAGGCUAUCCAGGACCAUGCCAACUUGGCGAAGGAUUUGCAGGCUGCCGAACGGCAGGUCAGGGUUUAUGAGUCUAAGUUCGCCGAUCUGUCGGCAGCCCUGGAGUCGGCGCGGCUAUCGGCAAGAGAGGCUCUGGAGGCGAAGGAGGCCGUCGAGGUGGCUUUGGAGGAGUCGGAGCGGGCCAAGGCUUCGGAGAUCGAGGCUGCUGUCCAGGAGGCUAUCCGGAAGUACCGUCAUUCUUCCGAUUUCUCCACCUUGCUCGACAAGGAGGUGGGCUCGGAGAUGGUGGAUCUUAUCUACUGUUUUAAGCGGUACAACCCUGGGACGAAGCUGAAUUUGAAUUUUAUUGCCGAUCCCCCUCCCCUUCCCGAAGGCGUCACGGAAGAAAUGAUAGAUGAGUAUGAAGGGGAGGACGCUCCGGGAGAGCAACUGCCACUGGUACCGAAGAGGCGAUGCCGAGGAGGCUACUUGACAGCUCUCCAUCCUCGACAGAAAGUUUUGUACGCUCUGCAAUGA